Molecule: messenger RNA, 1500 nt
Organism: Lathyrus oleraceus (garden pea)
Lineage: Eukaryota; Viridiplantae; Streptophyta; Magnoliopsida; Fabales; Fabaceae
Exons: 3
Coding region: 1-1500 (499 amino acids)
Source: RefSeq, a predicted model, not a curated record
AUGGCUCAAUCGGUUAUGUCAGUACCACCUCCCGUGGUUCAUGUUGCACCCUAUGUCAAAGAACCUAUUUUCCAUGCUGACCAGAGCGAAACUGUUGGCGUCUACGAAAGAAUGAACGAGUUUCAAGAUCUGUUUCAAGCUAUGCAGAAAGAGAACCAGGAUUUGAGGGGGAAAGAUCUAUUUGGGAAGAAUUCUCAUGAUAUAUGCUUAGUUCCUAAUGUGAAGAUUCCGCAUAAGUUCAAGGUACCGAAUUUCGAGAAGUGUGCUGUAGUGAAAAGAGACUUGCAAGAAAUGCUGGAUCAAAAUCUUAUUCAGAUUACAAGGGACGGAGAUGAAGAUGAGCAUGAGGUGAACGUCAUAGUCCCCCGCUUCAAUCUCCCAGAACCAGUUGUGAUUGCAUAUAAUGAGGUUCCUAUUCCUUCUUUUUCGUCUGUUGUAAACAUUGUUGAUAUAAGUGAUGUGACCCAAAAUGGUCGAGUAUUUAUUGUUGCAGCUCUUAAAAGAAUCGAAUAUGUUGUGAUAAAGAAACCAACUCAAGAGAAAACUCAUGUUAUGCAAACCGGCCAAUCCAGCAUUGUGAAUCCGAGUUCUGACCAAGAUGAAGGGCUGGAAUUGAUUAAGAAGAGUGAUUUCAAUAUGGUGGACCAGUUAUUGCACACCCCGUCCAAGAUAUCCGUAUUAUCUUUAUUGAUGAGUUUAGAAGCUCACCGAGAGGCUUUACAGAAGGUCCUAAAGCAAGCCUAUGUGGACCAUGAUGUAACAAUUGAUCAAUUUGAUGGCAUUAUGGAUAAUAUUACCGCAUGUAACAAUUUGAGCUUCAGUGAUGAAGAGUUGCCCGAGCAGGGGAAGAAUCACAAUUUUUCUUUGCAUAUCUCUAUGAAUUGUCAGGAAGAUGCCAUGUUCAAUGUCCUGGUGGAGACUGGUUCUUCUUUAAAUGUUUUAUCUAAGACCACUCUAUCCAAGCUUUCUUAUCAUAGUACUCUGAUGAGAUUCAGUGGGGUUGUUGUGAAGGCCUUCGAUGGCUCAAGGAAGACUGUAAUUGGGGAGGUUGAUCGCCCAAUGAAGAUAGGUUCGUGCCUAUUUCAAAUCAUGUUUCAAGUUAUGGAUAUUAGUCUCACCUACAGUUGUCUCUUAGGAUGUACGUGGAUCCAUGAGGCUGGGGCAGUGACAUCGACUCUCCAUCAGAAGCUGAAGUUUAUGAAGAAUGGGAUGUUAGUGAUCGUGAGUGGAGAGCAGGCCACAUUGGUGAGUCAUCUCUCUUCAUUUUCAUACAUUAACGUUGAUGAAGCUAUGGGAAUGCUGUUUCAAGCUCUUUCUUUUAAUGAUAUUGCUGCUAGGAAGAAUGGGGAAUCCAUGGCAUCUUUGAAAGAUGCCCAACAUAUGGUGGAGAAUGGUCAAUCUACUAAGUGGGGACAAGUUGUUAAUCUUGCCGAGAACAAGAACAAGGCUGAUUUUGGAUUUUCACCCGGUACAACCCAGAGAGAUUUGAAGCGAAUUUAG